UUCAAACAUGGUGCCUUAGUAUUGCCAAACUUUUGCCGGCCAAAGAGAGCAUGCCGCGCAAUGUCAGGCAAUGUGCCCGUCCUCACUGUUGAACUGGGCCGCGAACGCCCAACAGCUCGCCCCUCGACACCUCGUCUGGCCCGGCCAGCGACACCCCAGCGGACCAGGACCUGCUUUGGUGGUGGCACCUGGGGCACGGCCCUGGCGCAAACGCGCGAAAGGCUCGGCCAGGCCAAAGCAGAGGCGAGACCAGCUAGAAAGUCCCGCGACGGCGGCAAGUGCCACCAAGGUUAUCCAGCUCUACAGAAGAGCGAUGCCCGCGCCACCCCUUCCCCGGCACGGCCGCCCUGCUCACAGCGCAGCCCGCGCAGCAGCAAGGGCAGUGAGCCCGGAAAGGAGCCGACGCAGCCACCGGAGGUAGAACACCAGCGCCACAAGCGGCUCUCGUCGCCGUCGCCACGGCCUGUGGCAACGAUAGGACCGAAUGGUCGUCCACCAACCAUGGUGGAGAGAUCGCAGGCGUGGCAGGCGUAUCGCGAGGAGAAGCUCCAGGCGCUGAGGAACAAGUGCCAGCAGCAGAUCGGUUCCUUCUCGCCGCAGCUCUUCAAGCCCGUGCGCUCCCCUCGUUGGCUUGCGGGGCCCGAGGGGGGCGGCACCUUGCACGACCGGGGCAUGCGGCAGAUGGCAAGGCGGGCACUGGAGAAGAGGCAGUACGAGGAGGUGCAGCUAGAGGAGGAGCUGAAGCAGUGCCCCUUCACGCCCAGACUCACCAGCUGGGACAGGCAUUCUGCGUCGCCUUCGCCACAGAAACCGCUGCGCACGGUGGUUUCCUUGCUGGCCACAGAAGAGCGACCCUGCCCCCACGGUCACGUCACGGCAGAGCGGGCCUCUCACUUCUACGAGCAGCAGCGGGCGUGGCUGCAGGCCAAAGAGGACGAGAAGCGGGAGAUGCGGAAGGAGCAUAUUUUCCGUGCCCUACAAGAGGAGGCAGAAGUCCGCAAGCGUGAUUGCUCGCCCAAGUUCGGCAAGAGGGCGCGGCAGCAAGGCAUGUUGUUCCCAUAGUACAAUGGUGCAAGCGUCUUCCAAACGACCAGAGUUGCUUAGCUGAAAGUUGCUGGGUUUUGGUUAGGUGAGCACCAGUUUCUGGGCCAAAGCUAAUUGGGUGUUGAUAUUCAAAGCGCACAUGAGGAACCCUAUUUGUUGUUCAUGCGCGCCACAGACGCGCACAGGCUAUGCCAAGCAGCCUCUACUACCGCCAGGUUGCCUGGAUGCGACAGAGGGAGUUGGAGUUGGAGGCCCAGCGGCAGGCGCAGUUUGAGG
Molecule: messenger RNA, 1320 nt
Organism: Effrenium voratum
Lineage: Eukaryota; Dinophyceae; Suessiales; Symbiodiniaceae
Source: the annotation of a GenBank genome assembly